This is a messenger RNA of Cavenderia fasciculata, 309 nucleotides long. RefSeq lists its product as uncharacterized. The transcript has a single exon. Lineage: Eukaryota; Evosea; Eumycetozoa; Acytosteliales; Cavenderiaceae. The record is from RefSeq and is a predicted model, not a curated record. The coding region runs from base 1 to 309 and encodes 102 amino acids.
AUGUUGGCUUCAAACAAGAGUAUUACAGCUCUGUCUAUUGCAAAUAAUGCACUCAUUCCAAUCAAAGAGUUGGCAAUGGGUUUCAGCCAAAAUAGUACCAUCACAAUAUUAGAUUUAACCGAUAAUUGUUUUGCCAACUAUGCAACCGAUAUGUUUACCUCUUUUCUUGAAAUGGACUCUAUUCAACAUUUAAUCAUCGAUGAACCAUUAAUCAACCCAAACCAUCAUUAUUUUACCAAAUCCAAAUCAUUAAUUAAAUAUUAUCUAUUAGAUUCUACUUGUGGUGUUCCAUUAUUCUUUGGUUGCUAA